UGUGAGACCCAAGGCUGGCAGGGAAGAGGCGUGACCAAGAUUCGCGAAGUGUUGAAGUUCCUUGCUGUAGUAUCUGUGGGCACGUCCAGGCUAACAGUUUAAGUUCCUUGACUAACACCUUAUUCCUGCCUCCGGGAAUAAAGGGGAAACUGAGUCCUGAAUGGACUUGGCCAUCUCCAGCAGCUCGCGUGACAUUCGCAGCCGUGGCAGGUAAAACGAUUGCUGUAUCAAAUCGCUGAAGCAAUAGCUACACUAUCUUUUGUCUUUUAUACUGCAUCAACAAUGAAGCAAUGAUAUCUGAGAACCGAAGAACAUUUGCCAGCUGUUAUCACAAUUUCAAGUGACUGUAUAAGCAGAGACAAGCUGUCCACUAGUAUAGACAGAAUGCCUUUUUCUGAUGCUGUUUAUUUAAAAGCAGUUUUAGUAUAGUGCAUUGAAAUUAUAUGUAUAUCAAAUGAACUAAAAAUGAGUGAAGCCCCCAGAUUCUUUGUUGGGCCUGAAGAUACAGAAAUAAACCCUGGAAAUUAUCGACAUUUCUUCCACCAUGCAGAUGAAGAUGAGGAGGAGGAGGAGGAGUCUCCACCAGAAAGGCAGAUCGUGGUUGGAAUAUGUUCCAUGGCAAAGAAAUCCAAAUCCAAACCAAUGAAGGAAAUUCUUGAACGGAUCUCCUUAUUUAAAUACAUCACAGUAGUAGUUUUUGAAGAGGACGUUAUUUUGAAUGAACCAGUGGAAAACUGGCCUUUAUGUGAUUGUCUUAUUUCUUUCCAUUCUAAAGGAUUUCCACUGGACAAAGCAGUUGCCUAUGCAAAACUCAGGAAUCCAUUUGUAAUCAAUGACUUGAAUAUGCAGUAUCUCAUACAAGAUAGGAGAGAAGUAUAUAGUAUUCUUCAAGCUGAAGGUAUUUUACUUCCUCGUUAUGCAAUUUUGAACCGUGACCCAAAUAAUCCCAAAGAAUGCAAUCUGAUUGAAGGGGAAGAUCAUGUAGAAGUAAAUGGGGAAGUUUUCCAAAAGCCAUUUGUAGAAAAGCCAGUCAGUGCAGAAGAUCACAACGUUUACAUUUAUUAUCCAACAUCUGCUGGUGGUGGAAGUCAAAGACUUUUUCGAAAGAUUGGCAGUAGGAGUAGUGUUUAUUCCCCAGAAAGCAAUGUACGAAAAACAGGCUCAUACAUAUAUGAAGAGUUUAUGCCUACAGAUGGUACUGAUGUAAAGGUUUAUACAGUGGGUCCAGAUUAUGCCCAUGCUGAAGCUCGAAAAUCUCCAGCACUUGAUGGCAAAGUGGAGCGAGAUAGUGAAGGAAAAGAAGUAAGAUACCCUGUUAUUCUCAAUGCACGAGAGAAAUUAAUUGCUUGGAAAGUCUGCCUUGCAUUUAAGCAAACAGUUUGUGGCUUUGAUUUAUUACGGGCCAAUGGACAAUCCUAUGUCUGUGAUGUUAAUGGCUUCAGUUUUGUGAAAAAUUCCAUGAAGUAUUAUGAUGAUUGUGCAAAAAUACUUGGCAAUACUGUAAUGCGAGAGCUUGCCCCACAAUUUCAUAUCCCCUGGUCAAUACCCUUAGAAGCUGAAGAUAUACCAAUUGUACCAACGACGUCUGGAACUAUGAUGGAACUUAGAUGUGUCAUAGCUGUUAUACGUCACGGGGAUCGAACACCAAAACAAAAAAUGAAAAUGGAAGUCAGGCAUCAAAAAUUUUUUGAUCUUUUUGAAAAGUGUGAUGGGUAUAAAUCUGGGAAAUUAAAACUCAAAAAGCCAAAACAACUACAGGAAGUACUAGAUAUUGCACGACAACUUCUUAUGGAGCUGGGGCAAAAUAAUGAUUCUGAAAUUGAAGAAAACAAGCCAAAACUUGAACAACUUAAAACUGUACUAGAGAUGUAUGGCCAUUUUUCUGGAAUAAAUCGAAAGGUCCAGUUAACCUAUCUGCCUCAUGGUUGUCCUAAAACAUCUAGCGAAGAGGAAGACAACCGAAGAGAAGAACCAUCCUUACUUCUGGUUCUGAAAUGGGGAGGAGAACUAACCCCUGCAGGCAGGGUCCAGGCGGAAGAACUUGGAAGAGCUUUCAGGUGUAUGUAUCCUGGAGGUCAAGGAGAUUAUGCAGGAUUUCCUGGUUGUGGUUUACUUAGGUUACAUAGUACCUAUCGACAUGACCUCAAAAUUUAUGCCUCUGAUGAAGGACGAGUCCAGAUGACUGCAGCUGCUUUUGCAAAGGGGCUAUUAGCUCUAGAAGGAGAGCUUACACCCAUUCUUGUUCAGAUGGUAAAAAGUGCAAAUAUGAAUGGUCUUUUGGAUAGUGAUAGUGACUCUUUGAGCAGUUGUCAGCAGCGUGUGAAAGCAAGACUUCAUGAAAUACUUCAGAAGGAUAGAGAUUUUACUACUGAAGAUUAUGAAAAGCUUACUCCAUCUGGAAGCAUUUCUCUUAUCAAAUCAAUGCAUUUAAUUAAAAAUCCUGUGAAGACCUGCGACAAAGUUUAUUCUUUGAUACAAAGUUUGACUUCUCAAAUAAGACAUAGAAUGGAGGAACCCAAAUCAUCAGAUAUUCAGCUUUACCAUAGUGAAACAUUAGAGCUUAUGUUGCGUAGAUGGUCCAAGUUGGAGAAAGACUUUAAAACAAAGAAUGGAAGAUAUGAUAUUAGUAAAAUCCCUGACAUAUAUGACUGUAUAAAAUAUGAUGUCCAGCAUAAUGUUUCCUUGAAAUUAGAAAACACAAUGGAAUUAUAUAGGCUUUCAAAGGCAUUGGCAGAUAUUGUUAUCCCUCAGGAAUAUGGUAUAACUAAAGCUGAAAAACUGGAGAUUGCAAAAGGGUACUGCACUCCUCUAGUCAGAAAGAUCCGCUCAGACCUUCAGAGAACACAAGAUGAUGACACUGUAAAUAAACUCCAUCCUGUGUAUUCCAGAGGUGUUCUGUCGCCUGAACGUCAUGUCCGUACCAGAUUAUAUUUCACUAGCGAAAGUCAUGUGCAUUCUCUACUAUCCAUUCUUCGCUAUGGUGCCUUAUGUGAUGAAUCAAAGGAUGAACAGUGGAAACGAGCUAUGGAUUAUUUAAAUGUUGUCAAUGAACUCAAUUACAUGACUCAGAUUGUUAUCAUGCUUUAUGAAGAUCCUAACAAGGAUCUUUCCUCAGAAGAACGCUUUCAUGUUGAAUUGCACUUUAGUCCAGGAGCCAAAGGAUGUGAAGAAGACAAAAAUUUACCAUCUGGCUAUGGAUAUAGGCCAGCUUCAAGAGAGAGUGAAGGCAGGAGAUCUUUUAAAAUUGAUAGUGAUGAUGAGCCACAUGCUUCUAAAAAAGAUGAGACUGAUCGAGCUGUGAUUUUGUUCAAACCUAUGGUGUCAGAGCCAAUUCAUAUACACAGGAAGUCUCCACUUCCAAGAUCUAGAAAGAUGGCUACAAACGAAGUAAAUUGUUCAAGUAAAACCUUGAAGACUUUUUCCAGCGUCCACCAUCUUCAUGGAUAUCAGAAGUUUGUACUUCCAAAAGACACACAGAGAAAAAGACUAUUCUCUUCAUUUUGUGAAGAGAGCCCCCUGAGUGUGUCUAGCCCAGAGGGUACUGGUACCUGGCUGCAUUAUACCAGUGGUGUGGGUACUGGGCGUCGAAGACGCAGAUCAGGGGAACAAAUCACUUCUUCCCCUGUCUCCCCCAAAUCAUUGGCUUUCACAUCCAGUAUUUUUGGCUCAUGGCAACAGGUUGUGUCUGAAAAUGCUAAUUACCUGCGAACACCAAGAACUCUUGUGGAACAGAAGCAGAACCCUACUGUAGGGUCUCACUGUGCGGGCCUGUUUAGCACCUCAGUGCUCGGGGGUUCUUCAAGCGCACCUAACCUACAGGAUUAUGCUCGUACUCAUCGUAAAAAGCUGACCUCUUCUGGCUGCAUAGAUGACGCCACACGCGGUUCUGCUGUUAAAAGGUUUUCUAUCUCAUUUGCUCGACACCCAACCAAUGGCUUUGAGUUGUAUUCCAUGGUGCCAUCUAUUUGUCCCUUAGAAACUCUUCACAAUGCCCUGUCUUUAAAGCAGGUGGAUGAAUUUCUUGCUUCGAUUGCUUCUCCAUCAAGUGAAGUUCCACGGAUGACUCCUGAAAUUUCCUCUACAGCUUCACGUUCUAGUCCAGUAAUGAGAAGAAAAGUAUCUUUAAAUACAUAUACACCUGCAAAGAUCCUCCCAACACCACCAGCUACCUUAAAGAAUACUAAAGCAAGCAGUAAACCAGCUACCAGUGGACCUUCUAAUACAGUUGUUCCUAAUACCUCAUCUCGGAAAAAGAAUAUAACUAGCAAAACAGAAAUGCAUGAACACAAAAAACCCACUGGGAAAAAGAAAUGAAAUCUCAGCAGAAGUUGGAACUCCUCGUACUUAUAAAAAUCACAUGUUCAAUAGAAAAAGACACAUAAUUAACCCUGAUUGAAAAAUGUCAAGGCAAAUAAUUUAUGUUUCUCCUUAUUCAUCUCCGUAUUCAUUUAAAUGUAUGUUAAAUCUAGAGUUCUUUGUUUAUAUUCAGUUAAGGAACUAUUGUCAUGGUCUGGAAAUGUUUAAAGCGAUGUUUAUUAGCAUUUUAUGAGUAGCAAAACUUAGUGAUAAAGAUCUAUCAUUCUUAAUAUUAUGUUUACCACGUGCCUAUGGUAAAGUAAAGGAAUAUAAAGCCCAGCUAGCCUGUACCAAUGUCACACCAGUAAUGCUGUUUACUAAAGAAUCCAUGAGUCGGCCUCUGUGCACACUUUUGUUUUUACAGGAUUGCAUCUUGGCUGAAAUUUAACAGUCACAAGUACAUACUGUGGACUUUCUAAAAGCAUUAUUUCCAAAGAGAUUUCAUUGUCCAUUUAGAUUAGAAACUUUUCCCCUCAAUUGUUACAAUUACAUAUAUGCUGCAAUAUUUAAUAACUGGAGUAUUAGCAUAUAGGUUAUUUUUUCAAUCUGUGCUUUAAAUUUUUUUAUUCUGUUAUUUAAGAUAUUACAUAUACAGCUGGGAAAACUAUACCUUUAUGCACAUAAAUUUGUAUAUUAAUUUGUAGAAUAUAUUUUCUUUAUAUAUUUCCUUACCAUAAGGUGCUUUUGUUCAUCAGGAAAAUUUUGCUUCAUAUAUUGGCCAGAAAGACCUCUUUAGAGUUUCUUUUAAGAAAUAUAGUUGACAGGUUUGUAAAUGUUACACUUGUUUUCAGAUUUAGAUCUAAUGAACUCAGUUCAAAAAUGUAAAUCAUAAUGUAAGAAAACUCUGAAUUCUGUAGUUGGCAGGUAUUAUGUAUAGCACCUGUUUUAACCAUUUCUAUUCUUAUCUCUAGUAUAUCAGUUGAUCUCACUAAAAAAGCUUAAAGAUUGAGCAUUUGGAAUAAAUGAUCUUUCCAAAUGAUUCGAUUUUAAAAGGAACUGAGAUCAUUGUGUUGUGAUUUCAUCUGUGAUGUCAAAAAAUAUUAUCCCUGGUGCUUUUUUCCCCCUGAUACACAGAUAAUUAUAAACCCUUGAAAUGAACUGUAAAAUAGACAGUACAACCUGAUAAGAAUUCCAUGCAUUGCCAGUCAGAUAAAUUGUUAGAGCUUUAGCUUAAAGCUUAUAUUUAAAAAAAUUAUAUAGUUCUCAUAUGUAUACAACUGUUAAAAUUCUUCAAAAAAGACUCUCCCAACCUUAAAUCAUAUAUGAACUAGCUUUUAGAAAAUAAGCAUAUUAUGUGUUGGUUAAAGGUACCAGAUGCAAAAGUCAGAAAUACUAUAUAAUUACAUAAAUUCAUAUACUUAUGUGAAUGUCAAUGUAUUAUAUGGAGACAUAUCUUGUAAACAGUUGAAUGUACCUAAGCUUUCUGUAUGUGAAAAUGUGGUUAAUGUGCUCAUUGUGGGAGUAAGAAACUACUUUUAUUUUUUUAAGUGGAACUGAAUUAAAAUAUUUUAUUUCCAGAA
Messenger RNA from Manis pentadactyla (Chinese pangolin), 5876 nucleotides. RefSeq names its product diphosphoinositol pentakisphosphate kinase 2 (gene PPIP5K2). Gene Ontology annotation, molecular function: 5-diphosphoinositol pentakisphosphate 1-kinase activity; diphosphoinositol pentakisphosphate kinase activity; inositol hexakisphosphate kinase activity. Gene Ontology annotation, biological process: inositol metabolic process; inositol phosphate biosynthetic process. The transcript is spliced from 32 exons. Gene Ontology annotation, cellular component: cytosol. The record is from RefSeq and is a predicted model, not a curated record. The coding region runs from base 466 to 4314 and encodes 1282 amino acids. NCBI's taxonomy places the organism in Eukaryota, Metazoa, Chordata, Mammalia, Pholidota, Manidae.